Molecule: messenger RNA, 114 nt
Organism: Sclerotinia sclerotiorum 1980 UF-70
Lineage: Eukaryota; Fungi; Ascomycota; Leotiomycetes; Helotiales; Sclerotiniaceae
Exons: 1
Coding region: 1-114 (37 amino acids)
Source: RefSeq, a predicted model, not a curated record
AUGCAAAUUGCAGGAGCCAAAAGAGGGAAGAAGAAUACACCUACCUAUAAGGCUGCGGAUGCCAAUGGGAGGAUGAUAUGCGCUGCCAGCGGGGUGGGCUCGGGAUAUCAAUAG